AUGGGAUCGUCAGGGGAACGAUCCCCAGCAGCAGCAGCAGCAGCAUCUGCUGCUGCUGCUGCUGCUGCUGCUGCUGUAUGGCCGUUGACUGAUGCUGGGCUACGGGGCUUCGCUGCGCCGCUGCUGCCGCUGCUGCUGCUGCUGCUGCUGCUGCUGCUGUUGCUGGGUUUAUACUGCAGCAGCUGCAGCCGCCCUGAAGCAGAGACCUCACACACGGGGCAGCAGCAGCAGCAGCGAAACAGAAACAGCAGCAAAUGUAUUACGAACAGCAGCAACAGCAGUAGUAACAGCAGCAACUCAUAUAACAGCAGCAACUGCAUUAGUAGCAGCAGCAGAGCAGAAACAGCAGCAGCAACAGCAACUCUAUUAGCAGCAACCGCAACACCAGCAGCAGCACCAACACCAGCAGCAGCACCAACACCAGCAGCAGCACCAACACCAGCAGCAGCACGAACACCAGCAGCAGCACCAAAUCAGCAGCAGCAGCAACUCCAGCAGCAGCACCGACACCAGCAGCAACUCCAGCAGCAGCACCGACACCAGCAGCAACACCAGCAGCAGCAGCAGCAGCAGCAGCAGCAGCAGCAGCUGACGGGGUUGCAGCAGGCCUGCAAUGAGGGCCUCAACGAGGCGGGUGAUGUGGCGGGCGAGUCUGCGGCUGCUGCAGCAGCUGCUGCAGCAAUGGAGGCACCAAUCUAUUCGUUGCUUCUUGCCCGAGUGUAUCUAAACAAACAGCAGCAGCAGCAGCAGCAGCCUGCUGCACUGCUGCAUCUUUGUCCUGCAGCGCCUGCCGCAGCAGCAGCAGCAGCUUAUCCAUCUCAGCAGCAAGAGCAGCACGGGGGCCGCUGCGGAACGUCUCCAGCAACCCCAGACAAACCCCGCGACGCACAGAGGGAUCGGGGGAACGCAGAGACUGCAGCAGCAGCAGCAGCAGCAGCAGCAGCACAAGCAGCAGCAGCAGCAGCAGCAGCACAAGCAGCAGCAGCAGCAGCAGCAGCAGCAGUGCAAGAAGCAGCAGCAGAAACGAGAAAAGAGGAAUUUCAGGAGAAGCAGAGGGAGCAACCGCAACUGCAGCAGCAAAAGCAACGACAGCAGCAACAGCAUCAGCAACAGCAGCAGCGUCAUAAUCAUCAUCAACGCCAUCACCACCAACAGCAGCAGCAGCAGCAGCAGCAGCAACAACAGCAGCAACAACAGCAAGAACAACAGCAGCAGCAGCAACAACAGCCGUAG
Molecule: messenger RNA, 1233 nt
Organism: Eimeria mitis
Lineage: Eukaryota; Apicomplexa; Conoidasida; Eucoccidiorida; Eimeriidae
Exons: 4
Coding region: 1-1233 (410 amino acids)
Source: RefSeq, a predicted model, not a curated record